Phytophthora nicotianae INRA-310 is the source of this 1233-nucleotide messenger RNA. RefSeq lists its product as hypothetical. NCBI's taxonomy places the organism in Eukaryota, Oomycota, Peronosporomycetes, Peronosporales, Peronosporaceae. Gene Ontology annotation, molecular function: calcium ion binding; gluconolactonase activity. Gene Ontology annotation, biological process: L-ascorbic acid biosynthetic process. The record is from RefSeq and is a predicted model, not a curated record. The transcript has a single exon. The coding region runs from base 1 to 1233 and encodes 410 amino acids.
AUGAGCUCUCGGUUACGCCCUAUCGAAUUGAGCUGGAGCGUGACGAUCGCUUCAGUUUCGAACUUGCCAGCGUUGCAACAAGCUCCUGGAUCGCGCUCAGUUACGGCGCUUUACCGCACCUUCUCAAUGGUGUUCGAUCACCUCGCUCUAUGCGGUUCCAGCUCGGCGACAGAGCCCGAGCUCUUCAAGAAGCGGGUGCCCAACGUCUUCCGUCUUUUGCUCCCGUGCAAGAUGAUGUGGCAACGAGCAAUUCGUCGGCUGCGAGUCGGGGCCCCAGCUGACGACCGCAUGGCGUCGCUGGUCGUUAGUGGCCUCAUGCACGGCAGCAACCCGCACUUCCGUCGCCAGGAGCAGACUCUCUACUUCGUCGAUAUGUUCGGCAAGAAAGUGCUGCGAUACUCUCUAGCAACCGAAGACGUCGGAGUCGUAUACCAAGACAAUGACGAUUUCAUAUCGGCUAUCGGAUGGCUGCCGGACGGUCGAAUGCUCAUCCUUCGAAUGAAGAACCGACAAGUUUUGGUCUUGGACCAGCAGUCCAGUUGCGUCGAGCUAUAUGCCGACGUAUCUAGCGUCACGCAGUUCCGCGCGAAUGAAUUGGUAGUUUCAAACACCGGGAGGGUAUAUCUCAGCAAUGCAGGGUUCGACGUCGCAAAGAUGAAGAGCUGCUGCUCGACAACACUGGUGAGCAUCGACCCGGUGGAUCGGACGGUUCGCGUGGAAGCGACAGACCUGCUACUUCCGAAUGGAAUGGCCAUCACUCCGGACGGCAAAACUCUCAUUGUGGGCGAAGCAAUGGCCGGUCGACUCACUGCGUUUGAUAUUAUCGAGGACGGCAAGUUGGCUAACCGCCGAGUGUGGGCCAACGUGGGCACGUUGUUGGGUGGCAUCACGUUGGACGCUGAGGGCUGCAUCUGGGCCAGUAUACCCCAAAUGGGUGUCUACGAGUUGACAGGAGGGGCCCUCAUUCGAGUGAGAGAAGGAGGACAGAUCGUGGAUCUAGUGGGAUUCCGACGGAAUGGAAUCUCGCAUGGAGUGUAUGCCUGUACGCUCGGAUUCGACGCCACGGGAACGGAGCCGAGUCUCUAUUUUUUCGAGUCUGUGGCAAGCAAAGAGACCACCGUAUUGAUGCAGGGUCACCGGACAGCGCAGAAGAACAGUAUCUUAAAGCGGACUCGAGUCACUGUCGGCCCUGCACUCAUGCAAUCAAACCAAAACAAUUGCGGCGGGUAUUGA